Limulus polyphemus (Atlantic horseshoe crab) is the source of this 879-nucleotide messenger RNA. RefSeq names its product zinc finger BED domain-containing protein 5-like. The annotation marks the transcript as partial. NCBI's taxonomy places the organism in Eukaryota, Metazoa, Arthropoda, Merostomata, Xiphosura, Limulidae. The transcript has a single exon. The record is from RefSeq and is a predicted model, not a curated record.
UUGUGACAAUGAGUCUUCAGUGAAUCAAAACGAAGAAAAGUCAGGUCAAUCAAAACGAAGAAAAGUGGUGAGAAAGUAUGAUUCCAAGUACUUAGAAAUGGGAUUUACAUGGAAUGGAGAUGAAGAAGAUCCACGACCACUAUGUGUUAUUUGUUGUGAUCAACUUGCAAACGAGAGCAUGUGCCCAAACAAAUUGCGUCGCCAUAUUGAGACGAAGCAUCCCGAGUUGAAAGACAAACCCCUCGAAUUUUUUGAAAGGAUGCUAAGCAAGUUGAAGACAGGACAGAGCAUUAUGCAACGUUACACCAAAGUUAAUGAAAAAUCUUUGUACGUGUCCUACCUGAUCAGUUUGAGAAUUGCGAAAGCUGGUUUGCCACAUACAGUUGGAGAGACUUUAGUUCUUCCAGCUAUAAAAGAUACAGUUAAAGUUUUCUUUGGUGAUAAGAGUGAACAAGAAAUUGAAACAAUUCCUAUUUCUAAUAACACAACAGUCACGCAUAGGAUCGAUGAAAUGUCUCGAUGGAUAGAAAAUCAGCUAGUUCAAAGAGUUCGUGAAAGUACAAUUUUCUUCUUACAACUAGAUGAAUCUACGGACGUACAAGGUCUGUGCCAGGUACUUGUUUUUGUGCGUUAUAUAUGGAACUCCAAACCUCAUGAAGAUAUGUUGUGCUGUGAACCAGUCAGUCGAAGUACUAGCAAUGAUAUUUUUAAGACUGUUGAUACUUAUGUCAAAACAAAAGGUCUUGAUUGGAAUAAAUGUGUCGGAAUAUGUACGGACAAGGCACGGGCUAUGUGUGGUAAAAACAGUGGUCUGGUGACCAGAAUACUUGAACUUAAUCCAAACACAUCAUGGACUCACUGCAACCUUCACAGAGCAGC